GACCGAUGACAACGUUUGACAUGUUGACAUGAAUUUAAAUUUCUUGUUUAUGUGAUUUUUUGUUAUUUAUAAUAAUUAUUUCGAAUAAACCAUGAACAUGGAAAUAAAUAACCAAAGGGAUCGAAUAGCUAAACUGAAGAUUAACAACAAAGUUUAUAACAUAUACGAUGGUUUAAAUACAGUGGGGCGCCAAAGAGAAGCUACUGUUAAUAUUAAAAAUUUGAAUGUAAGCCAAAACCAUGCAGUUAUCAUAACAUUAAAAGGUGAACAUUUCGUAACCGAUUUGAAUUCAAGCAAUGGAACGUAUUGUGAUAACAUAAGAAUUCCCCCCUUUAAGUUACAGCAGGUUAAACACAAUUCAAAAAUAAAAUUUGGAGAUGUAUUGGGUACUUAUACUACAGAGGAGUUAGAUUUGGAUUUGACAGAAAAUGUUGAAGCUACUCAAGAUUUUACGCAAACAUUUUAUGGAAGAAACACUCAAAUUGUUGAUACAACAUUUAAUAAUAACAGUGAAGUGGAGGAUAUUCACGAAGCUCCCACACAAGUUGUGCCAUUUUCACAGUUUAAAAUACCAAGAAGUGUGACAAUUGUUGAAGAAGACAUACAUGAAGCUAUCACUCAACCAUUUGAUAUUGUGAAAGCAAAAAAUGAAUCAAACAAAAGUAAUGAGCUUUCUAUUUCCACCAAUGAAACUAUAAAUAAGGAAAAUGUAGAACCCACAAAAAAUACAAAUGCAGAUUUUCCAUCAUCAAGUAUGUUAAUAGAUAUGCAUAAUAUAGCAGAUGGUUGUCACAAUGAUUAUUUACCAUUUCUUGAAAAUAAAGAUAGCUUUGUGUGCGAAUCCAAUGACAGUAAUCAGAAAUCUGGUAGCAGUAGUGAAUCAGCAAGACAAAUUGUUGAUUAUGAGUCAGUCGAACCAUGCAUUGCUAAUGAAGAUGUAGCACAGACCAGUAUACAGGAAGACAGAAUUGAAAAUAAUGAUAACUUGGAUUGCUUGGAUGAAGAUGAAUUAACAGAUUGUGAAGAUAAUGUAGCAGUAGAAGAGAUCCCGAAGACAAAUAAUGAGAUUUUAGAUCACAACAGUAAUGAUUCAACUGAUUUGCUGAAAAUGGAUCCCAAAUCAGAUGUCUCAAAGACGGUCAUUGAAUCUGAUGGUACAGACCCUGUUGAAGAAACAGGAAAUGAUAUACCAGUUAUGCAAUCAAAUGACAACACUGAAAAACAAAAUAGUGUUGAAAAUAAAGCUCCUGAGGAAGGUGAAGAAACAGAUACAGAAAUUGACAUACCAACAGAACCUAAUAAAAAUCAUAUUAAUAAUUUGGAUGAUAAUAGAGAUAGUAAUGAUUCAUCGGAUUUCUUCAAACUGGACAAACCAACUAAGGAACUAGAACAGCCUUUAGAUUUGGGAAAACUUAAUAUAAAUUCAUCUGGAAAAACCACAUCGACACAAAGUUCAAGCAGUGAAUGUUUUAAUUUCAAGAAAAAGACAGUAUGUCAAAUAAAUGAUUCAUCUUCUGACACUGAUGAGGAUCUUAAUUUUAGAAGAGCAAAAAAAUCAUCCAGGAUUAUUAACAGUCAAGAUAUUGAAUCAGAUUCAACAGAUGAUGAAGAUCUUUUUAAAAACAAAAGGAAGUCUUCUGUCACUCUCGAGGGCUCUGUCAAUACAAAUGAUGAUUUAAGUAGAAGUAAUGUUAUUGCCCGGGACAGUAUUAUUAAUGAAUCAGACACAGAAGAAAAUUUAAGUAAUAGAGUGGAUUUUGAAAAAAGCAUUCCAGCCACUCAAAACAUUUCUGCAGCUGAAUUAAAUGAUACUGAUUGCAUUCCAGCAACGCAAGAAAUUGGCUCUAUUAUGCCUGCUAAACCUAAAACUCUUAGUCAAAUAACCAAUGCAUCUUCUGAGGAGAGUUUUCGAUUUGGGUUAACAGAAAUGAUGACAGAAGAGUCGCAAGCAGCAAAUAAAAAUAUAAACUCGCAAGAACCGUGCUAUUCAAAGUCUCUUAAAUCUCCUGUACUAAUUAGGGAAGAAAGAGAUGAUAACGAGUUGUACGACGGUGCAACUCAAAAAAUUGAUCUUCCGAAGAAGAAUACUGAAAAUUCAUAUGAAGAUAAUACAGAUUUAUAUUUAGCCAGUGCUCAGAAAGUGCAGCCCAAGAAAACUGCACCUGAAACUACAGAAACGGCGAUAGAAGAACCACCGCAAGCAUUAAAUAAAAGUAAAAACUCGCAAGAACCGUGCUGUUCAAAGUCGCUAAAGUCUCCUGUGUUAGCUAGAGAUGAAAGUGAAGAAACAGAUGAUACUCAGUUAUUCGAAGUCCAAACACAAAAAAUAGAUUUUUCAAAGAAAACUACAGAAAAUAUAUAUGAAGAUAAUACAGAUUUAUAUUUAGCCAGUACUCAGAAACUACAGCUUGUGAAACCUAUAACUUCAAACAUUUUGGAUGAAAGUGAUGGUGUUUCGCAAUUAUAUGAUGUUGCAACACAAAAACUUGACAUACCAAAAAAGAAUGCUGCGAAACCUGCACCAAUAACUUCUAAACAGACAGAUGAAAGUGAUUUUUAUUUGGCCGCAACACAGCAACUGCCUCUAGAUCUCGGAAAAAAGAGUGCAUUAAAUAAAGAUGAUACAGAUGGCAUUUUUAGUGCACCGACUCAGAAAGUUUUAAAACCCACUCCAAAUGAUCUUGAUCCAGAUGAUGAUGAUGAAGAUGAUGACGUAUUUGAUAAACCAACACAAUAUGUUCCUGUAUCCAAUGUGCCAAAGAAAUUUUCAUUCAAGAAAAUUGAUUGCAAUUUGGAUGGAUCUCUCUCAACUUUGCUAAAGCAUGAUUCGGAGAGGGACAUGAUAAAGAGUAGCAUUGAAGUAGAUUUUAGUGAUUUAGCAACUCAUCAUGUUGAAAAUAGGCCAGUAAAUCCUAUUUCACAAGUGCUAGAAAAAACGUUUGAGGAGGAGACUGAAAAAAUGAAGAUGGAGGAAAAGUUAUCUGUGGAAAAUAAAAAUGAAGAAAAUAAUUCUAAAUUAAAUUCUGAUGAAGAUUUAGUUGAAAAACCUGAUACUACAGCCAGUAAGACAGUUAUACCAAGAAAAAUUAAAGAAAGAGAAAUUGAAGAAGUCAAUAAAUCAAACAAGGAUCAAAAAUCUAAAAAAGAAACUUUACCAGAAAACAAAGAUAAAAACGGAGAAAAAGAAUUAUCAGCUGAUAGUAAUAAAAAUAUUGCCACAAACGUAAACACUCAGGUCAGUGGCAGCAAGAGAGCACCAACUAAAAAUAAAGAAUUAUCAAUUGAUGAAUCAAAAGGAAAUCCAACUAAACCAAAAACUUCAAAAGCCAAAAGUUCAAACUUCUUUAACACUCAGCAAUUGCUUGAGGUUUUAGACGAUUCUAGUGAUGUUGAAGAUAAAGCAGCUAGUGUUGAGAAAGAACAUGUUACGGCAGAAAGUAGCUUAAAACAUAAAGUAACUAAGAUAGAUGAUACUGUUCCAGUUCAUUUGAGUAAAGAGGAGGAAAAAGCGAUUCCUGCAAGAACAAGAAAACCAAGAAAAAGAUUAUUAUCCACUGAAGGUGAAACUAGUAAAACUCGAAAAAUAUCUGUUAAGGAAGAUAAAACCGCAGCUCCUCAAGCCGUACGAGUUUCAAGAAGAAAACUUCUUUCAAGUUCUGAACUAAAUGAAAAUUUAUCAAUUAAAGAACCGUAUCAAGAGGAAAGAACAAAUACGACAAUUAACACUACAACGUCCGAAAUUAACCAGUCUAUAGCUAUAUUGGAAUCUAAAAUUAUGAAAACCAAAAAGUCUAAUACUACCUUGGUCAAUAUCGGGCAUCUGGACUUGAAGGUGCCGAAAAACAGAAGGAGUAUGGCGAUUGUGGAGCAAGAUGAAGUUCUUCCAGCGGAUAAUACAAGAAAAAGUAAUAUAACGCGUGGGAGAAGUAAAGUUUCCACAAAGAAAAGUUUGCCUGAAAAAUCUAGUGUCAGUUUAAGAGGAACGCGUAAAGCCUUAACCGAAACAGUUAAACCUUCAGCAUCUAGUACAAGUGCAAUUAUGACAGAGAGCAGAGUGGCUAAAAUGUUCCCCGAAAAUAGUGUUGUAGUAAGAACAAUGAGAGGUGAACAGAAAUCGGUGGAAACCAGUAGCAAAAAUGCUGAACAGGCCAGUAAAAUCAUCCUAGAUAAAAAUUCCAUCCUUGAUUCCAAAAAUAAACCUAAGGAAACCAGUGACAGCCUCCAGAAACCCAUGGCGAAACCUCGGACAUCUAGGGUUGGUAAGAAAGUAACGGUAAGCGAAGAUAAUGGGUCUGAAUCCAGUGACACAGGCAGCAUGAGAGGUGAACAGAAAUCGGUGGAAACCAGCAGCAAAAAUUCUGAACAGGCCAGUAAAAUCAUCCUAGAUAAAAACGUAUCUGAAAAAACUAAAAAAGAUAUACCUGAAUCUAAAAAUGAAACCAAGGAAACCAGUGACAGCAUUCAGAAACCCAUGGCGAAACUUCGGGCAUCUAGGGUUGGUAAGAAAGUAACUGUAAGUGAAGAUAAUGGAUCUGAAUCCAGUGACGCAGGCAGUAGAAGAAGUGAGUCAGUGGUUAAGACAUAUCCUGGAAAAUCGACAAAAAGAAAACACGUUAUGGAUCGUACCGCUUCGGAAAGCAGCGAUGCCAGCUCGAUUUCGUCUAUGUCGACACCGAAAAAACAAAAGAUGCAGCUGAGUGAGACCUUUUCAAGUCCUGAGAGGGGUUUGAGAAGACAGAAACCAAAAGUCGUUUUCACCAUGAUGGAGAGUCCCCAAAUGGAAUCUUUUAUAAAACAUUUAGGCGGUAGCGUGGUAGACUCUGUGACCACUUGUACAGUCCUCGUGACAGAACAUGUGAAGAGAUCACAAAAGUUACUGUGCGCUGUUGGGUCGGGUAAACCGAUUUGUUCGCCAAAGUGGAUAAUAGCAUCCAAAAAAGCUCACGAAUUUCUUGAUCCUUGGGAUUACAUUCUACAUGAUACAGAGGCGGAAAAGAAAUGGAAAUUUUCUUUAAAAGAAUCGUUGAACAAGAGCAAAGAUCACAAGUUACUAGAAAACCAUCAUUUCCUUAUUCAAGUUAUCACAGCGGUAGAUGUUUUAAGAGGCGCCAUUGAAGCUUGCGGUGGGAAAUGUAUAGCGAAAAUACCUUCAUCGCCUUUAAAUAAUACUUAUGUUAUUUCGUCACCUGAAAACCAAACCAAAUAUAAGAGAAUCUUAAAACAGCAUGCCAGUGUUAAAGUAAUUGAAGCAGAGGCCAUUUUUGAUGGAGUUUUGAGGCAGGAGCUCAGAUUCUCAAAUCACUUUUUAACCUAAAAUUAGAAGUAGAUUUAGAUUUAGUGUAGAUAUAUUGUACCACUGUGUUUAUAA
Sitophilus oryzae (rice weevil) is the source of this 5368-nucleotide messenger RNA. Its product is annotated as mediator of DNA damage checkpoint protein 1-like. The transcript is spliced from 9 exons. The record is from RefSeq and is a predicted model, not a curated record. The coding region runs from base 92 to 5314 and encodes 1740 amino acids. Gene Ontology annotation, cellular component: MLL3/4 complex. NCBI's taxonomy places the organism in Eukaryota, Metazoa, Arthropoda, Insecta, Coleoptera, Curculionidae. Gene Ontology annotation, molecular function: protein binding.